UGAGUCUGUUACUUCAUAGUCACACCAGUUUGAUUUAAAAACGCAAGCGCCAGAGCAAUCACUUGCCUCAUUCUUCUAUCAGCCUUCAAGCUGGAUUCAAGUCAUAUGCUAAGGCAUUUCGUUUCACAUGAAACAAGGCUGCCCUUCAGUUUUUGCGUCAGUAUAGACGUUUGUUACUUUACGAUGCAGAAAAAUUCUCGCCCGUUUAAAAACGCCGGAUUGCAUUUGCUCAUCCUUGCAUUUAUCAGUGUUUGUUUUAGUCGUGUCAACAGUGCUCCUCGUUGCACAGCUUGUAACUUCAAUGCCGAUUGUCCCACUCCUCAGAACUGUGUUUAUGGAAUAGUGAAAGAUUACUGUGGCCGGGAUAUUUGCGCAAAAGGGCCAGGGCAUCGUUGUGGAGGAAAAUGGAAUAGUCUUGGGAUUUGUGGAGAAGGCCUAUUUUGUUCAUGUAAUAGGUGUGGAGGUUGUUCAUUGAAUACAAUAGAGUGCUUUAACCUAACGUGCAUAUAAAAAUAAAUGGUAAUUGAAUGGUCA
This is a messenger RNA of Daphnia pulex (common water flea), 534 nucleotides long. Its product is annotated as neuroparsin-A-like. NCBI's taxonomy places the organism in Eukaryota, Metazoa, Arthropoda, Branchiopoda, Diplostraca, Daphniidae. Bases 106 to 510 code for a protein of 134 amino acids. The record is from RefSeq and is a predicted model, not a curated record. Gene Ontology annotation, cellular component: extracellular region. The transcript has 3 exons.